ACCACAGCCGAAUUGAAUCUCCAGGUGCUAUUCCAAAUACAAGUUUGAAUCUCUCUCUCUCUCUCUCUCUCUCUUUCUAUACGAUCUCAUUGCUGCUGGUGGCGUUGGUCCGAAACCGAUCGGCGAGCAGAUUCAAUCCAUUCGGAGGUGAAUGGAUGCUAUCAGAAAGCAAGCCUCCAAGCUCCGAGAACAGGUGGCUCGCCAACAACAGGCUGUCCUGAAACAGUUUGGGGCAGGGGGAUAUGGAGGUUCAGAUAAUGUGAUUACUGAUGAGAUAGAGCUCCAACAACAUCAGAAACUUGAGAAGCUCUACAUAUCAACACGGGCAGGAAAGCAUUAUCAAAGGGAUAUUGUCCGUGGUGUAGAAGGUUAUAUUGUUACUGGAUCCAAGCAAGUUGAAAUAGGAACAAAGUUGUCAGAAGAUAGCAGGAAAUAUGGUGCGGAAAAUACAUGUACCAGUGGCAAUACAUUAUCUAGAGCUGCCCUAAGUUAUGCACGUGCUCGUGCUCAAAUGGAAAAGGAGCGUGGGAAUUUGCUAAAAGCCCUAGGCACACAGGUUGCAGAGCCCUUAAGAGCAAUGGUGAUGGGAGCUCCAUUGGAGGAUGCUCGGCAUCUAGCUCAACGUUAUGAUAGAAUGCGACAGGAAGCUGAAGCCCAGGCUAUUGAGGUCUCAAAGCGGCAAGCAAAAAUAAGGGAAACACCAGGCAAUCCUGAGAAUGGUAUGAAGUUGGAAGCAGCUGAAGCAAAGCUGCAAGAUCUGAAGUCAAACAUGGCCAUUUUGGGGAAGGAAGCAGCUGCAGCAAUGGCUGCUGUUGAAGCACAGCAACAGAGGUUGACCCUUCAGCGUCUUAUAGCUAUGGUUGAAGCAGAGCGUGCCUAUCAUCAGAGAGUUCUCCAAAUACUUGAUCAGCUUGAGGGAGAGAUGAUAUCUGAACGACAAGGUAUUGAGGCCCCUCCUACUCCUAGCAUGGAUAGCAGCAUGCCUCCACCCCCAUCAUAUGAAGAAGCAAAUGGUGUCUAUGCUUCUCAGAUUCAUAAUGGAUCAACGGAUAGCAUGGGUUACUUCUUAGGAGAGGCAAUGUUUCCAUACCAUGCUGUGUCCGAUGUGGAGCUAAAUCUUGCAGUUGGUGAUUAUGUUGUUGUUCGGAAGGUCACCAACAAUGGAUGGGCUGAGGGUGAAUGCAAAGGAAAAGCAGGUUGGUUUCCAUUCGGUUAUAUUGAAAGAAGGGAGGGGGUCCUCGCAAGCAAAGUGGCGGAAGUGUUCUAGGUUUUCCUGUUGGGUUUGGUUUCUUACCCUGUGGAUUUUGUACGUGUAUGCUCUAUUUGUGCUUAAAGGUGGAUAAUGUGUUCUUGCCAUAGAAUGAAUUGCUGUGAUAUAGAUACCUACGUCGUCCUUGUGAUUAUCACUUGAUUUUUAUCUUUUUGUCUAGUUAGUUUUCAUUGCAUGAGAACUGUUCAUUCUCAUAUUUUUGUACUUGGACUGAAAUUCUUUUAUUGAGGCUUGUCUCUUUCCUUCAUACUCAGUUAAGCAAGUCCAGAACUAGAAAGGAUAUGCAGACGCAAUUGAAGUUUGUUGUAUAACGGGUAGAUCCAGGUUUGGGAUUUCGAGUUCUUUUGAUCAGCAACUAUGCAGUGCGAGUACGGCAUAUGCUGUUAACUUUGAUUCCGCAUUCUUUUAGGGAGUUUCAUUUUAUCACAACGGAAAGGUGAUUUAAUUUGGGUACCUCAUGUAGAGAGAGAAUGGCUCAUGAUUUUUACAUGAUAUUUCUAGUAGUGUCGUAGGGUUCUUUUUAGAUUUAUAAUUUUCCCUACAGUUGUUAAAUCAUGUUUCUGUAUUGACUUAUUUGUUUAAUGUUUCAUUUAUUUUGCCAA
This is a messenger RNA of Prosopis cineraria, 1872 nucleotides long. RefSeq names its product SH3 domain-containing protein 2-like. Bases 152 to 1267 code for a protein of 371 amino acids. The transcript is spliced from 10 exons. Lineage: Eukaryota; Viridiplantae; Streptophyta; Magnoliopsida; Fabales; Fabaceae. The record is from RefSeq and is a predicted model, not a curated record. Gene Ontology annotation, molecular function: protein binding.